AUGGUAGGCCAGAGCUUCCAGGCGGUCCGACCUGAUAAGAUCUUGAAAAAGCAGGAGGACCUCGAUCUCAUCGCACAACUACAAGUUGAGAACAUCAGUCUCGCUGGGAAACUACGAGUAGCCGAAGAAGAAGCGCACCGAUAUGAACAGGCUGUGACAGAAGCAAAUGAUAAGAUUAACUGUCAAAGGUCUGUAAUAGAGGAGUCCCGGAUUGCUAUCCAACGUCACGAGCAGGAUAUAUUGAAUUGGAUGUCUCUUUGUGAAUGGUACCAGACGAAAUGUCUUCAGUGCUCUAGCGUGCUGGACCAGAUGAGUGCAUUUUUGCAAGGCAAUAUGCCUGCUGCAUCAGAGGUAGGUACGUGA
Penicillium subrubescens is the source of this 363-nucleotide messenger RNA. RefSeq lists its product as uncharacterized. Bases 1 to 363 code for a protein of 120 amino acids. The record is from RefSeq and is a predicted model, not a curated record. The transcript is spliced from 2 exons. Lineage: Eukaryota; Fungi; Ascomycota; Eurotiomycetes; Eurotiales; Aspergillaceae.